Molecule: messenger RNA, 1152 nt
Organism: Pocillopora verrucosa
Lineage: Eukaryota; Metazoa; Cnidaria; Anthozoa; Scleractinia; Pocilloporidae
Source: RefSeq, a predicted model, not a curated record
GGUUCAACGCCGUAUUUACAAACCUGAACAGAACAGGACGCACUGGUCCCAAAUCACUUGACAAUCAUUACGCAGGUCAGGAUCACGAUGGACAAGUUUCUUUGUCGAGAGGUAUUCAACUCUGGACUGUGCCUUAUUCUGGUCACUACAGAAUAGAAGCAAUUGGAGCCGCAGGUGGUUACAAUGAGCAGCGCGACGGCAUAUACGCCGAGUAUCGAGGAAGAGGUGCAAGAAUAAGUGGAACUUUUGUGGUGUACGACCCGCAAUCAAGACAUGCAGGAUGUGAUGCCAGUGCAAACACAACGGGGAAUCCUGGCUAUAGAUCAUGGUCGGGGGGGAGCAAUGGACAUGGUUCCCAGACGUUUGAUGAUUGUAAAGCAGGUGGCGGUGGCGGAGGUUUUUACUCAGAUGGAAGGAGUGGACUGGAAUAUGGAGGAGUAUUAGGAAAUGGCAGCGAAGGUGGUAAGGCUUUUCUCAACGGAGGGAAAGGGGAUAGGGCCCCAAUACCUAUUAUGUUCGGCGGCUUUGGUGGCGGUGGUGGAGGUACACAAUAUAAAGGGGGUGCAGGCGGUGGAGGGGGAUACUCUGGAGGAAGCAUUGGGGCUGGUGUAAGCGAUUCCUGUGGGGGUGGAGGUGGAUCGUUUAACUCGGGAAGAGAUCAGCAGAAUGAAUGUUGUUACAACUCAGAUGGGCAUGGUCAGGUGACCGUAACAUUGCUGAAAGGAAACUAGCAGUUUACCGUAUUAGGGCAACGGAACGUACAAGAUAUGCUACGAUAUUACGUUAAAGAACAGGCAAAAAAUACGGACAGUUUCUGUUUUCCCUCGCCCUACACGGGGAUUGGAAAAUAUUCACGCGUAUUAUUCGUGAAACCAUCGAAUAAGUUGUAAUUAUUGACCACUAACGUAAAGAACGUAGAGAUGAAUCAUUAAUGGCGAUUAAUUUCAAUGAAAUGCGGCUACGGCCUUAGGAAGACCGCACAUACCACUGAUUUGAAUAGAAAAGAGAGAUUAUUCAAAGUUGUAAUGGUGUGUGUAGAGAUUUCAUAUGUUUGAUCACAUGUUUGAAUAAAAAUUUCCUUUACUCGAGCCCUUCGGCUGCUGCCCUUUUUAAUAACAUGCGAAGGUAAACUUUAACCUCAGAACGUGUAAU